This is a messenger RNA of Lathyrus oleraceus (garden pea), 1471 nucleotides long. Its product is annotated as protein WALLS ARE THIN 1. Gene Ontology annotation, cellular component: membrane. Gene Ontology annotation, molecular function: transmembrane transporter activity. Bases 78 to 1265 code for a protein of 395 amino acids. NCBI's taxonomy places the organism in Eukaryota, Viridiplantae, Streptophyta, Magnoliopsida, Fabales, Fabaceae. The record is from RefSeq and is a predicted model, not a curated record. The transcript has 6 exons.
UCAUCUUCUCUUCACCAUCUCACACUUCAAAGUCUCUAUAUACUCUAUAGUUACAGUGUGAAAAUUAUUUUCCAACAAUGGCUGAUUCAGUCUCUUCUAAGAGAAUGUGGUGUUCUAUUCCCGAAAGGUUUCAACUGCAUGUGGCCAUGUUGGCCUUACAGUUUGGUUAUGCUGGUUUUCAUGUUGUCUCAAGAGCUGCCCUUAACAUGGGAAUUAGCAAACUUGUUUUUCCUGUUUAUAGGAACAUCAUUGCUCUUCUUCUACUUCUUCCAUUUGCAUAUUUUUUGGAAAAGAAGGACAGACCACCGAUUAAUUUCAAUUUUCUCUGCCAGUUCUUUUUUCUAGCACUUAUUGGAAUUACAGCAAAUCAAGGUUUCUACUUGCUUGGUUUAGAGAACACAACUCCAACCUUUGCAUCAGCAAUACAAAAUUCUGUCCCUGCCAUAACAUUUCUCAUGGCAGUAAUAUUAAGAAUAGAGCAAGUGAGACUGAAUAGAAAAGAUGGAUUGGCCAAAGUGGCAGGAACAAUAUUCUGUGUGAUUGGUGCAACUGUGAUUACAUUAUACAAGGGUCCAACAAUAUAUACUCCAAGUAAUCACGUAAAUAGUACUGCAACAUUGAUAACAGAAGUAACAACAACACCAAUGAUUGAUUUUGGAACAUGGUCUUUGGGUGAUGCUGAGGGAAAAAACUGGACACUUGGAUGUGUUUAUCUUAUUGGUCAUUGUUUGUCUUGGUCUGGUUGGCUUGUGUUUCAAGCACCUCUCCUUAAGAAGUAUCCUGCUCGUCUUUCUGUCACUUCUUAUACGUGUUUCUUCGGUCUCUUGCAAUUUCUUGUUAUUGCUUUGGUUUGCGAAAGAAAUGCUCAAGCUUGGUUAUUUCACUCUGGCGGCGAAGCUUUCACCAUUCUAUACGCCGGAGUGGUGGCAUCUGGAAUUGCUUUUGCAGUACAAAUAUGGUGUAUUGAUAGAGGAGGUCCAGUGUUUGUUGCUGUGUAUCAACCUGUUCAAACUUUUGUUGUUGCUAUUAUGGCUUCUAUUGCUUUAGGAGAAGAGUUCUACUUGGGAGGGAUCAUUGGUGCAGUGUUGAUUGUUGCUGGACUAUACUUUGUUUUGUGGGGUAAAAGUGAAGAGAAGAAAUUUGCUAAGGAACAGCUUGCAAUUGCUUCAUCCACUACAGAACAUAGCAUCAUUAGGCCUACAAGUGUUGCUAAAGGAUCAUCACUUAAUCAACCAUUUCUCUCUUCAUCAAAUGAAAAUGUUUGAUCAAUGAAUUAAGUUAAUUACUACUAUCUUAUGUUAUGAAGUUUGUGUGUGAUGUGAUCCAAUGUUUUUUAUUAUUAUUAUUUAGAAUGUGAGUUUUUUUUAUAGGAAUAUUGUAAUAGUGGAUGUCACUUAAAAUGGGGCCUAGAGCCUUAUGAAAUGAGUCCCAUAUGGUUUGAUUUAUGGAGAGAAAUUAUUUGAGAUUUUUA